Messenger RNA from Helianthus annuus (common sunflower), 372 nucleotides. Its product is annotated as transcription factor bHLH79-like. The transcript has 2 exons. The record is from RefSeq and is a predicted model, not a curated record. NCBI's taxonomy places the organism in Eukaryota, Viridiplantae, Streptophyta, Magnoliopsida, Asterales, Asteraceae. The coding region runs from base 1 to 372 and encodes 123 amino acids.
AUGAAACUCCUGUGUUUGUCCAAUUCGAUAUUUAUGGAUCCACCCAUCAUCACUGAGAGCACAUUUUCAGCAGCCAAUCCUUCAUCCUACAGUUUAACUGGGAUCUGGCCCUUUAAUGACACUAGAAUUAAGGAUUUAGGGCUCAAAAUGGGAACCCUAAUUACCCCAAUUGGGGACCCGAAUACUAAUAAUAAUAAUAACCCAGAUGAUGAAUCAACAUUGACGGAGUAUAGCGGUGGUGAUGGCCGGAAGCGGAGGGAUCCCAAUUUUGAAAAUGAAGGGUCGAAGAUUGUGUCAACUAGUAGUGCGAUUGAUUUGAUUGAAAAUGGUUACAAUGAGAAUGAAGAUGCAAAAGAGGAGUUAAGUGAUUAA